AUGUCGUUCAUUUACUGUGGCGGAUCUAUUGUUCUGUUUGAUGAAAGCCCACUGGAGCCUGAUCCUCACAUUCUUAUUAAGGUAGCGUCGACAACGAAGUCCACAAUCAUCGGAAUGGGUGCAAAGUUAUAUGAUGAGUAUUUGAAAAUGAAUGUUGACUUCAAAUCGCUCUACGAUCUGAAAUGUAUUCGCUUGGUCUAUUCUACUGGCUCUCCUUUGAAGGCUGCUGCAUUCGAAUUUAUCAACAGCAGCAUCAGUCCUGGGGUGGGUGCCCCUGUGAUCAUCUGCCUCGAUUUCCAUUUUGCUCAACUGCUUCCAUUGGCACUUGUUGCAAGAGCUAUCAUCGGCUCUAUCUCUGGCGGCACUGACAUCAUUGGCUGCUUUAUGGGGUGCUCUCUAUCCCUACCAGUACAUCCUGGGGAAUGCCAAUGUCUGUACUUGGGAAUGGACGUCAAAGCCUUCGACCACAGUGGUAGGUGCUUGAACGGAGGUGAUGAGAAAUAUGAAGCGGAAUUAUUGAGUUCACAGAGAUAG
This is a messenger RNA of Ostertagia ostertagi, 534 nucleotides long. The record is from the annotation of a GenBank genome assembly. NCBI's taxonomy places the organism in Eukaryota, Metazoa, Nematoda, Chromadorea, Rhabditida, Trichostrongylidae.